Messenger RNA from Anopheles cruzii, 589 nucleotides. Its product is annotated as SOSS complex subunit C homolog B. NCBI's taxonomy places the organism in Eukaryota, Metazoa, Arthropoda, Insecta, Diptera, Culicidae. The transcript has 4 exons. The record is from RefSeq and is a predicted model, not a curated record. Gene Ontology annotation, cellular component: nucleus; SOSS complex. Gene Ontology annotation, biological process: DNA repair. The coding region runs from base 226 to 582 and encodes 118 amino acids.
GUUGACCACCAAGAAGUGAGAAGCGAGAAGUACGUUCGGCUGAUCCAUCGCGCCAUACAAAUUCCUCUGAGGCAGCAGCUAUUUCGGAACGGGAAGAUCUAUUUGAAGCUGUAGUGUGAUCCCGGUGUUGUUUAGACACGAUAUCACAAAUUAUUCCAUGUACAGCUGCAGUAUUUGGUACGAGUGCUAGGGACAGGGAAUUCUUUCCUUUGCGCGAUUCUUCUAAUGGCUUUUCCAGCUACAACACCCAAUCAAGAUCUGACGAAAAUUCUAGAAGACAUACAGAUCAAAAAGCAGCAACUACAAAAGGGAGCCAACUCGACAUCGCCACCUGGAUUUGCCAACCUUUAUACACCAUCAUCGGUGUUUUCAAGCCCGCAAUACACAGCAAAUAACGCUGGAACGCAGCUACCCAACGACGGCAGUGUGAACGUUGUGGCCAAGGGUGUGUGGAAUCAAGCUAUCAAUCAAUCGUUUGGCUCUUUCAUUCCUCAGGACUCGGUGUUCGGCAACUGCAUUUUACCCGUUCUACCACGCUACGAUAAUGCGACGGUGCAUUAUACUAGUCCAACGAAGAACUAAAAACAAU